Molossus molossus (Pallas's mastiff bat) is the source of this 3630-nucleotide messenger RNA. RefSeq names its product zinc finger with KRAB and SCAN domains 5 (gene ZKSCAN5). Gene Ontology annotation, biological process: regulation of transcription by RNA polymerase II. The transcript has 7 exons. Bases 581 to 3070 code for a protein of 829 amino acids. Lineage: Eukaryota; Metazoa; Chordata; Mammalia; Chiroptera; Molossidae. Gene Ontology annotation, molecular function: RNA polymerase II cis-regulatory region sequence-specific DNA binding; DNA-binding transcription factor activity, RNA polymerase II-specific. The record is from RefSeq and is a predicted model, not a curated record.
UGCUCUGGGGGUUGGAUUUAUGGCUCAACCCUGAUGGACUGGGGAAAGCUUGGAUUUGCUUACUUCCGGCGAACAAGUGUUGCGAAGUGUCGGCUUCGGUUUUCCAUUUGUAAGAAGAAACCGACCUUCCCAGCCCUGACUGUGGGAGCUCGGUCUUCCAGUAGAGUUCCUUGAGGCUGGAGCCUUGAGGAAAGGGAAUGGGCUUUGUGUCCAGGCGGGGGCCUUGCCCCUAACCUUCGCUGGGCCGGUCUCCGUGUGUACGGUGUCAGGGUCGGUUCCGAGAAAUCCAGGUCCAAAUCUGUACUUAUUUCCCUGCUUCUUUUCGGGACCAAUGAAGUCUCCCGUUGGUCUGUCAGGCCCUUGUGGCUUGAAGGACAGCACCAAUUUUGACCAUUGUAAUGUUUUUGAUCCCUGUUCUGACUUAAGUUUGACGUAAUGGUAGAGAGAAGGAGCGACUACAUCUGGACUAGUUAUAGGUUGCACACUAAUGAACGUGUCCUUCAGAAGAUAUUAAAGAGCAGAAAACAGAUUUGACCAGUGUAAAACAGCUAAACUGGAGAGAGAUCCCUCUGAGUUUGGAAUGAUAAUGACAGAAUCUAGAGAAGUUAUAGACUUGGACCCUCCAGCUGAGACUUCACAAGAACAAGAAGAUCUUCUAAUAGUGAAGGUAGAAGAAGAAGACUGCACCUGGAUGCAGGAGUACAAUCCACCAGUGUUUGAGACUUUUUACCAGCGCUUCAAGCAGUUCCAGUACCAUGAGGCAUCAGGUCCUCGGGAGGCACUCAGCCAGCUUCGGGUGCUGUGCUGUGAGUGGCUGAGGCCGGAGUUACACACCAAGGAGCAGAUCCUGGAGUUAUUGGUGCUGGAGCAGUUUUUGACCAUCCUUCCUGAAGAGUUCCAGACCUGGGUGAGAGAACAUCAUCCAGAAAAUGGAGAAGAGGCUGUGGCUGUGGUAGAAAAUAUACAGCGAGAAUUAGAGGAACGCAGACAACAGAUUGUGGCCUGUCCUGAAGUCCUUUCUCAGAAGAUGGUGCCAACGGGAGCUAUGCAGGAGUCCUUCAGUCACCAACUUCUGGCUCUGGACCCCCAGCCUGAACAAGAGCCACAGAAGCCUCAUCUGGAAGAAAAGGCCCUUCCUGCUCUCCAAGUUUCUUCCCUUCCCCUGAAGGACAGCCAGGAGCUGACAACCUCACUUCUCUCAACUGGGUCCCAGACAUUGGUGAAAAUUGAAGAUGUGGCUGAUGUGGCUGUUUCCUUCAUCCUGGAGGAAUGGGGACAUUUGGACCAGUCCCAGAAGUCUCUCUAUAGGGAUGACAGGAAGGAGAAUUAUGAGAGUAUUACCUCCAUGGAUUGCAAGUCCAAGAAUGACAAUAUGGAACUCAUAGUAAAGCAGAUUUCUGAUGAAGCCAAAUCACACUGGAUGACAUCAGGAAACACUGAAAGAAAUGUUCCCCAAAGCCAAGAGUUUGGAGAAGUCAAUGACCUUCACGGCAUGGCAGAAAGGUGGCAGGUAAACCCCAGUGUGGAGAAGUCAAGGCAGAAACCUUCCCAGAAAAGAGAUCUUGGUGCCGUCACAGACAUUAACCAUAAGCAAAACACAAAUGCUGAGAGAGGUCACAAAUGUAAUGAUUGUGGUAAAUUUUUCCUUCAAGCCUCAAACUUCAUUCAGCAUCGGCGAAUCCACACUGGAGAAAAACCAUUUAAGUGUGGUGAAUGUGGGAAAAGCUAUAACCAGCGUGUGCACCUUACUCAGCAUCAGCGAGUCCACACUGGUGAGAAACCCUAUAAAUGUCAAGUGUGUGGAAAAGCCUUUCGUGUGAGCUCCCACCUUGUCCAGCAUCACAGUGUGCACAGUGGAGAGAAACCCUAUGGAUGUACCGAAUGUGGGAAAAACUUUGGUCGGCACUCCCAUCUGAUUGAGCACCUGAAGCGUCACUUCAGAGAGAAAUCCCAAAGAUGCAGUGACAAAAGAAGUAAGAAUACAAAAUUGAAUGUUAAGAAGAAGAUUUCAGAAUUUUCAGAAGCAGACUUGGAACUAUCUGGAAGAAUGCAAAAAAAUGUUUCUCAAGUUCAAGAUUUUGGAGAAGGCAAGUUGGAUAGAAAGCAGGGAAUUCCCAUGAAAGAGAUAAUAGGACAACCCUCUUCCAAGAGGACAAAUUUCAAUGAAGUCACGUACGUCCACAAAAAAUCCUCCACAGGAGAGAGACCACAUAAAUGUAAUGAAUGUGGAAAAAGCUUUAUUCAGAGCGCUCAUCUUAUUCAACAUCAGCGAAUACACACUGGGGAGAAACCAUUUAGGUGUGAUGAGUGUGGCAAAAGCUAUAAUCAACGUGUGCACCUAACUCAACAUCAGCGAGUCCACACUGGUGAAAAACCCUAUACCUGUCAUUUAUGUGGGAAAGCAUUUAGAGUGAGGUCUCAUCUUGUUCAGCAUCAGAGUGUGCACAGUGGGGAGAGACCCUUUAAGUGUAAUGAGUGUGGGAAAGGCUUUGGGAGGCGUUCACACCUUGCUGGGCAUCUGAGACUUCACUCUAGAGAGAAAUCCCAUCAGUGUCAUGAAUGUGGAGAAAUCUUUUUUCAGUAUGUUAGCCUCGUUGAACAUCAAGUGCUCCACAUGGGUCAGAAAAAUGAAAAAAAUGGCAUUUCUGAGGAAGCAUAUAGUUGGAAUUUAACAGUGAUUGAAGAUAAGAAGAUUGAGUUACAAGAGCAGCCUUAUAAGUGUGAUAUAUGUGGCAAAGCCUUUAGUUAUAGUUCUGACCUUAUUCAGCAUUACAGAACUCAUACUGCGGAGAAAACCUGUAAAUGUGAUAUAUGUAGAGAAAAUGUUGGUCAGUGUUCCCACAUAAAACAAUGUCAAAAAACCUAUUCCAACAUGAAAUCCCAUCAAUGUAAUGAAUGUGGCAGAGGUUUUACUCUGAAGUCACAUCUUAAUCAACAUCAGAGAAUCCAUACUGGUGAGAAACCCUUUCAAUGUAAGGAAUGUGGAAUGAAUUUCAGCUGGAGUUGUAGCCUCUUCAAACAUCUGAGAAGUCAUGAGAGGACAGAGUCCAUAAAUACCUUAAAUGUAUAAAUGUUUCUGUCAUAGCACAGUUCUUAAUUUAGAGAAGCCUUCCUGAAGAGAAACGCUACUCCUAUAAUGAAUGUAGGAAUAACUUCAAACAAUUUCUCCAGCUUAACAAACCUACAGAUAUGUUGAAGUUCAGUUAGAAUUCAGGAACACUGGAAAACAAUAGAUAAUCUAUUUGCUUUUCUCAAGGAGAAAUGCUUUCAUUAGCAUCUUCAUGCUUGAGAAUGUAGACAAAGGAGAACCCAUGGAUGUGGUAGGUGAAGGAAAGCCUUCAGAUGGCAUUUAUUCUUCAUUUGAAUCUCAGAACAUUGACGUUGGGAAAAGCCUCGUGAAUACAGUAGACAUUAGUUUUAUUUGUAGUUUCUGCCUUGUUUGACAGCUUAUCUAUUCAGGGAAGAGCACAGGUAGAGAGAGAGAACUCUUCAGCAUGAUACUCAUUUUGGUACCUCCAGUGAACCUUCCCUAGAAAUGAUUAUCCUAGCCAAUAGGAGGCACCAGUCAUUGUUCCCAUCAUAAGUAUUAAACCUUUUGAAAAAAAAUUGACUUGUUUAUAUUUUGGCAGA